AACAGAAACUCUUUAAUUUUAUUUUGUUUAAAUCGUAACGCCAUUUGACUGAGCACUUCAUUUUUUUGACUCUGGUCACUGUAUCUGUGUUGAUCGGCGCUCUGCGAAAUCGGUGCUUGAAUUCGUGCGUUCUUCGUCACUGCGAUGCAAUCAGUUAUUAUUUCAGGAUAUGAUAUAAAACAUCUGGGAAGAGAAGCUCAAAGUCGGUGGUUAAAGCCUGCUGAAGUAUAUUUCAUAUUGAAGAAUUAUGAGGAGCACCAGCUCGCCCACCAAGUUCCUCAGAAACCUACAAGUGGAUCUUUGUAUCUGUUCAACAAACGAGAGCUGAAGUUUUUCAGGAAAGAUGGUCAUAAUUGGCGUAAAAGGAAGGAUCAGAGAACCAUUGCUGAAGCACAUGAACGGCUCAAGGUUGGAAAUGCCGAAGCCCUAAACUGUUAUUAUGCUCAUGGAGAGGAGAACCCUAAGUUUCAAAGAAGAAGCUACUGGAUGUUAGAUCCGGCAUAUGGGCACAUUGUUCUUGUGCAUUACAGAGAUAUUCGUGUGGGACGGGAGAAUUCUGGAUCAGCAUCUCAGCUUCCAACAUCAUCUCCUUCCACCUUCAGUCUUAAUCCUGCAUCUUUUGCAUCUGAGUUGCCAGACCCGUCCUUUGUCAUUGGUGAAUCUUAUGAAUUGUAUCAUAAUGAUUCUAGUCCCAACUCAGUGGAGAUAAGCUCUAGUCAAAUUGUCAACAAUCAUACAAUGAACCGGUCAGAAGAGAGAGCAAAUGAAGUAAGUGGUUCUUCAGGGCUGGAUACGGAUCACACAUUUGAAAGAAUAAAGCACCAACUGAGUUUAAAUGAUGAGGAGUCAGCAUUUAAUAAAUACUACUUUGAGACCGAGGAUUCAAAUGAUCUAGAUGUUCUGCGGGAAUAUGAAUUAUCUAAUCUGACACCAACAAGCACAGGGAACAUUCAUCCACUAGAACCAGAUAAUAGAGUUCAACAGUACCAGAAACCACCAGGAACUGACGUUGACAUUUGGAGAGAGAUGCUGGAUGGCUCCAAGAAUUUUCCAAGUGCAGAAUCACCACCACAGUGUGGAGGGCAUGAAACUUUUACCUUGCCAGCUUAUUUAAUCCUUGAAGAAGUAGAUUCACAGAAGCAUCAUACAUAUACUCCUAUACCACAUGCUUACCAUCCAGCCUGCAGUUUGCCGGUAUUUUACCAAGAUGGAUUGGAAAUCUCUCUUGACAACAAUAUAAAUUUGACCAUUGCCCAAAAACAGAGGUUCACUAUCCGUGAGAUAUCCCCAGAGUGGUGUUAUACCUCUGAGGGCACAAAGAUCAUCAUUAUUGGGUCUUUCUUCUGUGAUCCUUCGGAGUGUGAAUGGGCUUGUAUGAUCGGUGACGUCGAAGUUCCUGUCCAGAUCAUUCAGGAAGGCGUCCUCUCCUGCUAUGCUCCAGCUCACUUACAGGGGGAAGUUAGUAUUUGCAUCACUUCUGGAAAUCGAGAAGCAUGCAGCGAAGUCAGGGACUUUGAAUACCGAGCCAAGUCUGAAGUGUCCACACACAGUGAUAUAACUGGAACAGAGGCUUAUAAGAAUCCAGAUGAACUUGUGUCGCUUGUCAGAUUUGUUCAAAUGCUGCUAUCGGAUGCUCAGAAAGCCUCUGAAUCAAGAACUGAUGAGGACUCAUGGAGCCAAGUCAUUGAUACACUUUUGGUUGGUACUUCUACAUCAUCAAGCGUUCUUGAUUGGCUUCUCCAAGAACUUCUGAAGGAUAAAUUGGAUAAAUGGCUUUCAUCUAAAUUACAAAAUAGUAAUGAGAAAGGCUGCUCGUCUUUAUCCAAGAAAGAACAAGGUAUCAUACACAUGGUUGCCAUAUUAGGAUUUGAAUGGGCCUUGCAACCAAUAUUGAACUCUGGAGUAAGCGUUAACUUCCGCGACAAUAAUGGAUGGACUGCACUUCAUUGGGCUGCACGAUAUGGGAGAGAAAAGAUGGUGGCUGCAUUGAUUGCAUUUGGUGCAUCGGCCGGUGCAGUUACCGAUCCUAAUGCACAGGACCUUACUGGCAAAACGCCUGCAUCAAUUGCUGCUUCCUACGGUCACAGGGGACUCGCAGGUUAUCUCUCGGAAGUUGCAUUAACCACUCACCUGGCAUCCCUGACACUGGUCGAAAGCGAGCUUUCUAAAGGCUCCGCCGCCUUGGAAGCAGAAAGAGCCGUAAAUAGUAUACCAUCCUCAGACUACGAAGAUGAGGACUCCCUCCGGCAGACUCUAGCUGCAGUUCGGAAUGCAGCUCAGGCUGCUGCACGCAUUCAAUCAGCAUUCCGUGCUCAUUCAUUCCGGAAGAGGCAGCAGUUGAAAUCAGCCAUACCCAUUGGUAGAGAUGAGUUUACCGACAUUCAGGGGCUUUCAACUGCAUCAAAGCUGGCAUUUCGCACCACACGCGACAACAACUUGGCUGCAGUAUCCAUACAGAAGAAGUAUAGAGGGUGGAAAGGGAGGAAAGAUUUCCUAUCACUGCGCCAGAAAGUUGUCAAGAUCCAGGCUCAUGUGAGGGGCUACCAAGUUAGAAGGAACUUCAUGGUUUGCUGGGCAGUUGGUGUGCUGGAGAAGGUUAUACUAAGGUGGCGGAGGAGAGGAGUGGGUCUACGGGGAUUCAGGGCAGAGCUAGAGUCCAUCGACGAGAGCGAGGGCCAAGACAUCCUGAAGGUGUUCCGGAAGCAGAAAGUGGAUGAAGCCAUCGAUGAGGCCGUGUCAAGAGUGCUGUCCAUGGUGGAAUGUCCAGAGGCGCGUCAGCAAUAUGGUCGUCUUCUUAGCAAAUACCGUCAGGCUAAGGCUAAACUGCAGAAUGGUAAUGGCAUCACACAAUAUCCCAACGUGGAAGAUAAAGACACUACACUAAUCGACUAAAGUAAUAUAAUUGCUCUAUAGAUAACAUAAAUUACACUACUGACCUUCAUUUUCUCUGUAAAGUGUAAAUGCUUGUGCUUAUGUUGUAGUAAUAGUUACUCUGUAUUUUACUAGUAAUGUUGUAGAUGUUGAGAUUCUAGUCAGUACACAAAUCACUCAUUAUUUCCUCACA
Molecule: messenger RNA, 3064 nt
Organism: Salvia hispanica
Lineage: Eukaryota; Viridiplantae; Streptophyta; Magnoliopsida; Lamiales; Lamiaceae
Product: calmodulin-binding transcription activator 4-like
Biological process (GO): regulation of transcription by RNA polymerase II
Cellular component (GO): nucleus
Molecular function (GO): protein binding; transcription coregulator activity; double-stranded DNA binding
Source: RefSeq, a predicted model, not a curated record